Quercus lobata is the source of this 549-nucleotide messenger RNA. RefSeq lists its product as uncharacterized. The coding region runs from base 1 to 549 and encodes 182 amino acids. Lineage: Eukaryota; Viridiplantae; Streptophyta; Magnoliopsida; Fagales; Fagaceae. The transcript has a single exon. The record is from RefSeq and is a predicted model, not a curated record.
AUGGGAAAAGUGAAUGUAACGUUUAAGGAACUGGUACAUAGGAUUCUUGACCGGAUCAAACACGAGCCGUAUUUUCGAUGGUCGAACAAGAUGGGAGGGAACCUAUCCAGGAAGAAUCAGAAUCUAUAUUACACUUAUCAUUGGGACAAAGGUCACACUAUCGAACAGUGCCGGGUGUUGAAGGAUCACCUCGGGCAAUUAAUUAAGGCCGGGCAUUUAAAGGAUGUCGUGCUGGACUCGGGGGAUAGAAUCACAGGGCAAGAUACUCGACAAAGGGGAAAACCUCUCCCACCCCUUGUAGGGGUGAUUGAAGUUAUCCAUGUUGCCCCGGAAAAGCUUAUUGCAGGAAGAAGGAAAGGAGUGUUGACAGUAGUACCAGUAGAGGGUAACCCGGACCUACAGUCGCCGGGUAAGAAGAUGAAGUUUGUAUGGGAGCCUAUCUCAUUUGACGAUGACGAUUUGGAGGGGACGAUCCAACCACAUGAUGACACAUUAGUGGUCAUGGCCUGGAUAAAUGGCUUCUUAGUAAAAAGGGUAAUGAUAGACUAA